GAAGCCCAGUUGAGAGCCAGACGGUACCUAGGCAAAUUAUUGGGUAUAUAUAGAUAGAUAUACACGACCAAGGCAAGGCAAUAGAGAAGAUUUCGAGGAGAACCCUAAAAUAUUCGAGUUGGAAGGAUGAUGAUGAUGAUCAGCGAUCUUGAGGAGGAGAUACUGAGGAGGGUUCCGAUGACAUCACUGAAGGCGGUUCGAUCUACUUGCAAAAAGUGGAACGCUGUAACGAAAACAUGGCUUUUGGGUAAAGCAGCAGCAGGAGAGCAGCAGCAGCAGCAUCAGUUUCUGACGAUGAAUGGCAGGGUCUACUCUUUUCAGUUCCAUCUCGAAGAAUAUGUAUCGGUAAAGCAGGUGGAUUUGCUUAACGAACUGGAGGUUUCCAAGGUAUAUCACUGCGAUGGAUUGGUGUUAUGUGUGGCUAUGGAAAACUCGAAGCUGGUGUUGUGGAACCCUUACCUGUGUCAAACAAGGUUGAUCGGUCCGAGAGAAAGUUUCAACAUAAAAGACAGGCACGCGAUCGGAUACGGAUACGACUCCAACUCCAACUCCAACGAGCGCAACCACAAAAUCCUGAGGUUUGUUGAUGACUUCAGCCUGACGUUUGCGGAGGAUGAUAACAGCAUUUUACCAGAACGCAAACGCGAGGUUGCGUACGAAAUCUAUGAUAUUAGGUCUGAUUCAUGGAGGGUCCUCGAGGAGGUGAAUCCCGAGGAGGGGUCGAUAGAGACACAUCAGCGAGGCGUGUCUGUCAAGGGAAACACCUACUUUUUGGCUAAUCGUCAUAUUGGCCUGGUUGGAUGCGUGACAGAGGUUCAAGUUUUCUUACUCUGUUUUGAUUUUACCAAAGAGAGGUUUGGACCGCGCUUGCCUCUUCCUUUUGACUCUUUAGAUGGUUUCAAUGGUGACAUUGUGACCCUCUCAAGCUUCCUUAGAGGUGAUGGUGAUGGUGAUGAUGAGCAGCUUGCGGUCCGCUUUGGUGGUUAUGAAUCUGGCUUUUUUGAGAUUUGGGUUACUCUUACUGUUGGCCCCAACCGUGCGUCCUGGAGCAAGUUUUUGCGAGUGGAACCGGGCCCCUACUCAAGCUACGGUUUUAACUUCUAUGCCUCACUUUCUGGUGGGAGCUUCUUUGUUGAUGAGGAAAACAAACUUGCUGUCUUGUUUGAACUCGACGAAACCAAGACUGCUCACAAGGCUUUUGUGUUUGGACAAGACGGCUCCUUCAAAUCCUCCGUCAACCUCGGAGAAGCUCUCAUACUCGAACGCCGCUCCCCCAUACUUACCUACAUGCUCUGUAAAGCUGCUUAUCCCCCACUUGUUUGCUCUUAUCGUCCCAGCUUAGUGCAACUCAAGCAUCCUCUUGUGUGCAACAGCAAAAGGAAACGCAUGCCUCUACUUUCAAGUGUUAAAUUCAGGAAGUUAGUCUGAGAGAAAUGUGGAGGAGGGAGGUCUUUGCUUUUGUUUUAUCUUGGUUGUGAUCGCUCUCCCUCUAUGUAAAAUCUCUUCCAUCUUUUAUCUCAAGACUGUUUUAAAGACCUCUUCUUUGUCAGACUUGUUUCUAAGACUUAUGCUUAUGUAUAUGUUUAUGCUCUUGUGUUUUUGACAUUACCCCUAUGUUUUCAUUGUCUACCUUGUGUUUAUAUGCUUUU
Molecule: messenger RNA, 1649 nt
Organism: Raphanus sativus (radish)
Lineage: Eukaryota; Viridiplantae; Streptophyta; Magnoliopsida; Brassicales; Brassicaceae
Product: F-box/kelch-repeat protein At3g13680-like
Exons: 2
Coding region: 127-1428 (433 amino acids)
Molecular function (GO): protein binding
Source: RefSeq, a predicted model, not a curated record